AUGGCUGUCAUCACAAGAGAGCAGACAAUCUACAUGUUUUCUUGCGAAGAAUAUACCAAAAAAAAUGUUGUCGAGUUGACCAAGAAUGCUGUCUUUAUAAAAAAAAAAGUGUGGAUAGCCAUAAAUUACUCUGAUGGGAGCAUCUUCAGUAGCCCACUUUAUCUCCACUUUUACGUUAAAUUUACCCCACCGUGUUCUUGCAGUCAAUGCAAAAAACCUUUUCAAACUCCUUCAAUCAAUUAUAUCUUGGCUAUCAGUUAUACAAGAGACUGUAUAAAAAAUAUGAUUGAUUCGAAGGAUUUCACUUUAAGAAGAGAAUGCGUCAGGUCCUUAAGAAAACCUAAAAACUGGCCCUUAGGGCACUUGCAGGAGGCAAUCAUCAAAUACAAAGCUUUGAAUUAUUUAAUGUUCAUUCAAUAUCAAAGAGCAUCCGUAGCAGUAGUAUUUUAA
Molecule: messenger RNA, 450 nt
Organism: Phycomyces blakesleeanus NRRL 1555(-)
Lineage: Eukaryota; Fungi; Mucoromycota; Mucoromycetes; Mucorales; Phycomycetaceae
Exons: 7
Coding region: 1-450 (149 amino acids)
Source: RefSeq, a predicted model, not a curated record